AGCCGAUAGGUCAUUAAGAACGAGAAGGAAAACAUCACCAUGAGAACGAUUUUAAUUUGCUACUCAGUUUGCGUCCUGGCUACCCUGUUUACCAGCCUCGAUGCUACCCAGAUCCCGGAUGCAGGAUUAAGGGUAAAUAUCAACAAGACGCCGUCACUGUUCGGACGUCGCGGUGGAUCCGAAUGGCCGGAAUACUCGAGAAUGACGACCAAGAAAGCUAAGAGCUUGAACCUGUCGUCGGUUGUGGACAAAAUUACCAAGUACAUAUCGAAUUACGCAUCCAGCUCGGCCAGCUGGCUCACGUAUCCUUAUUAUGGUAUUUCCACCGGAGUAGCGUCCAUGAUCGUCCUCUUUGUCGUCAUCUACAUUCUCAUCGUCGUGAGUGGAUCUGUGGUGACUACAACGGGCAGGAAUUUGGCUGAUCGUAUGGGCGUGGAUCCGGAAGAGCUGGAUCGACUUACUGGCGUAAUCACAACAGCCUUCAAUCAAAUGUCGGAGAAACUGAGCAGACACGGCAGAUCAGCCGAUUCGCAGCCCAAGGAUCAAGAAAAUGCCCGCUUUAAAGUGACCGGAAGCGGUGGUCCCAGUUGGAGUUCAUCGAUUACGCAGUACGACAGCGUCAGCGAUUACAUUUCCGCCAACUUGUACGACAAACUUAUCUGGUUGUCUAAACCUUACGCCGGCUACAUUCUAUCGAUGGGAGCCGUCAUACUCUACAUGGUUGUCAUCGUCAUCAUUGCAAUGACAAGUGGCGUCUUUCCGAUAAGUACCCUUGGACGACAGUUGCACGAUUCUCGACUACAAUUAAAUGAGGACGCUAAUCUAGCCCGAACGGCUGGAUUCGUCAUGGAAGCUAUCAACUUGUGGAUGGAUGCGAGACACAAUAGUUUGAAAGAAGACUAGUUAAUUCUGAGGAAAAAUCAUUUCCUGACUAUUCAAAA
Molecule: messenger RNA, 941 nt
Organism: Daphnia carinata
Lineage: Eukaryota; Metazoa; Arthropoda; Branchiopoda; Diplostraca; Daphniidae
Exons: 5
Coding region: 40-903 (287 amino acids)
Source: RefSeq, a predicted model, not a curated record